This is a messenger RNA of Phyllotreta striolata, 2024 nucleotides long. Lineage: Eukaryota; Metazoa; Arthropoda; Insecta; Coleoptera; Chrysomelidae. The record is from the annotation of a GenBank genome assembly.
CAACUGCUAGGUGCGGAACAUGCAUUGAAAAUAUUGCAUUUUUUUGUAGAUUUUAGUUGAGACAAUCUACUUGUACUUAUAUAGAGUGUUUAAAAUUAGGAAUGAGUACGACAGACCUAUUUGCAGACUCUGCAGAUUCCAUAACAGAAAACGUGCCUCUUCGAACCAAAACCGAAAUCAUACCCGGUGGAAUCACUCAGAACCAAGAGGAGCCUCACACUUCGGGAUGCUCUAUAACAAACCAAAACGAAACCUUGGACUUCUUGAAACCUGCCAAACCAACCGAAGAGGAUAUAGAAAUCACCAGGCUGUACUCGGAACCGACGCCUGUAAUCGAUUUAAUGCGAGAGGAUGUUAUCUUGAAAUCGCUGGAGGACUUGUGCCAGCAGCUGGUUAGAGAACAAGAAACGGUUCUGGAGAAAUUCGCUAAUACUUAUUCUAACACCACCGCUCCAGUUCUUCAAGUUACGAAUGAAAUUGGCAUCGGCACAGAAAUCGAAGAAAUUCCGAUACUGAGCCGGUAUCCCGAGGAUCCACCGCCACCUUACACUUAUACCAAUCGAGAACAACCCCCGAGAUACUACGAAAUCGAGAAUUUACCCUCUACGCAAAUUUAUAAUUCAUCGAUCGCCACCAGUCAAUACCUCAGCGCAACCGAUUUGCUAGAUAUUUUCGCUACGCGGAAAAGCAGAAACAUAUUUUUCUCCAAGGUGUAUCUAAUCCUCGGCUUCGAAACGUUGCUGGUGUACCUGUUCACGCAGGUAUGCGUAAGCGUGGCGAUUCUGGAGCGAUUCAUUUCGGGACACGAUAUAAUCGUGCUGAUGGCCAUCAUGUCGUUGCUACUAGUGGAGUUCAUUUUAUUCUCCGAAGUCGAAUUGAGGAAAUGGUUUCCGUUCAACGCCUUGAUGUUAUUUGUUUUAAACGCAAUAAUAGCCUACAUAUCGGCCUACACGGCCGCUAAAUUGGAAUCGUACGCUAUUGUUUAUGCAACCGCGAUCGGUUCGUUGGUUUUUUUCGUUCUAUCCGUCGCGACGCGGUUGAAUGUAAUCGAUAUAGGCCGCAGGAGCAGCGUUUUCUUGAUAUUAGUCAGCCUAGCGGGAUUAUUUGUUUUAGCGAUGAUUUUUGUAAGAGCAUUCAAGAGUAGCUUGGUGUUUCCCAUCGUUAGGGUGUUUUUUAUCAUAUUUUUGUUCACCGUGUACAUCUUGUAUGAUACUAACCAAAUUAUCAGAGGCCGCAGAAUUCGAUGUCACAACAUUUUGACGUUGAACAUUCCGAGAGGAUUUGGGGUAAUGAUUUCGAAGCAACUAUUCGAAAGGUCCAGCGGCGAGCUCUAUUUCGUUAUCGAGGAAAAUUACAACGUCAUCCGAAAGAAGCUGCUGGAUAAAUCCAAAAAGAGGCUGAACACUUGGUCGGGGGAAUCGGAAAACGUGAAGGAGAAGCCGAUUUCGGAGUUCUUCGGGGCGAUAAAUUUGGACGAUUCCCUGGAGGAAUUGAAUAAGAAACUGAUGAAAGAGAAGGAACAGGUGCUAAUUGAAUACGGCAAGGACCACUUCGAGCGGGAGUUGUAUUCGUACUUGUACAUCGACCCGUUGUGUCCGGCCCCGUAUAAUGAUAGCGACAGCGAGGAUAAGAAAAUACCGGCCCAGCGGAUAUUCGCUUAUCCGGUCCAAACGGCCGCGACGUUCGCGGAGAACGGCGACGAGAGAUUCGAGAGUUGGUUCGACGAGCAGAAGAAGAGGAACCGUUUUAUAUCCAAAGUUUUUUCCAUCCUAUUUAUCCAAUUACUUUUUACGGCGUCGUUUAUUUUUUUGGCCAUCACCAACGGUGCUGUAAAGGAGUUCAUCCAGGAACAAUUUGCGUUAAUAGUCGCUUCUUUGGCGAUUGAAACUACGGUGCAGAUGGUGAUAGGAAAAGGACGUUACGUGUUGUCGCCGAAGGAACACGUUUUUGCUGCACUUACUUUGUACACUUGCAUUAUUGAUAUAUUUAGGAUUUUGUUGCAAAUACUGGCUAAUAGAUCAUGA